AUUUUUUUUUUUUUUUUCAGGAGAUCAUGAAUCAGGCAGAUAAAAACCAACAAGAAAUCCCAUCAUACCUUAGUGAUGAACCACCAGAAGGUUCAAUGAAAGAUCACCCACAGCAGCAGCCAGGCAUGCUGUCCCGUGUGACUGGGGGUAUCUUCAGUGUUACAAAGGGAGCCGUUGGUGCCACCAUUGGUGGUGUGGCUUGGAUUGGUGGAAAGAGUCUGGAGGUGACCAAAACAGCUGUUACAACUGUACCUUCCAUGGGAAUAGGGCUGGUGAAAGGGGGCGUGUCUGCUGUGGCUGGAGGUGUUACAGCUGUUGGGUCUGCUGUUGUAAACAAAGUGCCCUUAACAGGAAAGAAAAAAGACAAAUCGGACUAAAAUAUGGAGAUAACUUGAUCUCCACAGCAUUAUAAUGCCAGUGGCAUUGAAUUGCUAAAUUAUGGACUACAACCAAGUCACCUAUUUUGGACGCUUAUCUUCUAAACUGCUGUGUUGAAAGUAUUGACUGGCUUUGUCUAAAAAGAAGAGACCAAUACUAGCACAGUGUAUGAAGGUUUCUCAUACUUAAACUCCAGCUUUUUAUCUGGUAAAAUGUUACACUUAGCUGUAACUGAAGAUAUGGUAUGUUUGAAUAUUUACUAUAAGUCUUUCAGCUUAACUAAAAAUGUGAAAGUUGAAUUUAGUGGAUGAUAUUUACAGUUCCAUAUGUAUGAUGUGCCAGGUAAUUCAUCUGCCCCUUAAGAAGGGAACCUUGAACUACAUAAACUGUACCUUUGAUGUGCCUAGUAGUUUCAGAUAUCUUAGUUUUUUUUAUAACCAUAGUUGAUGAGGCCAAGAGGCCUUCUUUUCUUAUUUAAGCUGGUGAAAGUAGCAGGGAUUAGAGUGUUUUAAAAGAUAAAUGGCUUUAUGAUACCGAGUGUUACCAUCUUAUAUUAGAUUGCAUUCUAUUCCUUUAUAAUUGAUGCCUUACAAAAGAAAAAUUUUUUUUAAAUACCCUAUAGAUGUAGUUCUUAGAAUGACCUAUAUGGAUUCUUUUAAAGAUUGUCUGUGACAUUAGUUUUCCUUCUUAAGACAAGAAUCUCAGGAGUAGUGGGAUAAAGGUGUUUCUUGCUGUCUGCAGGUAAGAUACCUUCUAAUUGUUGAUAGUUAUGAUCAAAUUGUACACUUUGGCCUGGCUUCCUGCUCCAUUGGUAAUGCACCUCACAGUGCCUAUGGGAUAUUUCUCUACUAGUCAAAAGCUAUGUUGGAAGAGUUUCAUAUUAAGAACAAGUAUUUAAUAAAUAAUUUUAAGAUCUUAAAA
Orycteropus afer afer is the source of this 1299-nucleotide messenger RNA. It is a transcript of the gene TMEM263, whose product is annotated as transmembrane protein 263. NCBI's taxonomy places the organism in Eukaryota, Metazoa, Chordata, Mammalia, Tubulidentata, Orycteropodidae. The record is from RefSeq and is a predicted model, not a curated record.